Molecule: messenger RNA, 5069 nt
Organism: Lagenorhynchus albirostris (white-beaked dolphin)
Lineage: Eukaryota; Metazoa; Chordata; Mammalia; Artiodactyla; Delphinidae
Gene: FBH1
Product: F-box DNA helicase 1
Exons: 20
Coding region: 138-3368 (1076 amino acids)
Biological process (GO): replication fork processing; double-strand break repair via homologous recombination
Cellular component (GO): nucleus
Molecular function (GO): 3'-5' DNA helicase activity; hydrolase activity; protein binding
Source: RefSeq, a predicted model, not a curated record
UGGAGGAAGUCCGCGGCCUUCUCGGGCUCGCGCUGCCCGGGGGAUGCUGGGACUGGGUGUCCGGGCGGCUCUGGCCCGGAGGCGGCGGCGGCGGCGGUGGCGGUGGCGGCGGCGGGACCCCCGGUGUGGAGCGCCAUAUGAGACCGUUUAAGCGGAAGCAUCUUACAGCCGUCGACUGCCAACAUCUGGCUCGCAGUCACUUGGCCGUGACCCAGCCCUUCGGUCAAAGAUGGACAAACAGAGACCCGAACCACGGUCUCUAUCCUAGACCCAGAACCAAAAGAGGGACUAGAGGUCGAGGAUGCCUGGGAUACAACCCUGAAUUCUUCCUCGCUGGCCAGCAGCGACGCACCAAUGACAUGGCCAAAAGCAAUUCUGUGGGCCAGGACAGCUCUAAGGACUCGGAGGACGAGAUGAUUUUUGCUGCAGAAGGCCACUGCGCCCUGCCUCAGGGAGGUGAUGGAGCAGUACGGCCACGCUCGUCAGGGAAGCGGUCUCGGUCCUUCGAGGACGAGAGGAAUCAAGCCACAGGGACCAGUCAGUGGGAUGGGGUUUCUAGGAAGACCCCACGGCAUCAUCUGUCCCUGUCGUGCAGACGGCCCAGGGAAGGCAGGCAGGAAGCAGAGGACGGUGUGUCGUGGUUCUCUGCGCAGCCUGGAGAAUCCAGCCAGGAGGUGGAGGACAUUGGUCCUGAUCCUGUUCCUGACUCUUACUAUGGGCUUCUUGGGACCUCGCCCUGCCAGGAACCCCAGAGCCACAUCUGCAGCCUGCCCAGUGAGGUCCUGAGGCACAUCUUUGCUUUCCUCCCCAUGGAAGACCUCUACUGGAAUCUGAGCUUGGUGUGCCACUUUUGGAGGGAGAUAAUCAGUGAUCCACUGUUCAUUCCUUGGAAAAAGCUGUAUCACCGAUACCUGAUGAAUGAAGAGCAAGCUGUCAGCAAAGUGGAUGGCAUCCUCUCGAGCUAUGGCAUAGAGAAGGAGUCAGACCUGUGUGUGCUGAACCUCAUCCGCUACACAGCCACCACUAAGUGCUCCCCGAGUGUGGACCCUGGACGGGCGUUGUGGAGUCUGAGGGAUCACCUCCUCCUCCCCGAGGCAGAGGCCUGCGUGCGCCAACACCUCCCCGAUCUCUACGCUGCCCCUGCCGGUGUCAACGUGUGGGCCUUGGUGGCGGCCAUCAUCCUCCUGUCCAGCAGCGUCAAUGACAUCCAGCAGCUGCUCUUCUGCCUCCGGCGGCCCAGCUCCACAGUGACCAUGCCAGACAUCACCGAGACUCUGUACUGCAUUGCCGUGUUGCUCUACGCCAUGAGGGAGAAAGGGAUCAACAUCAGCAAUCGGAUUCACUACAACAUUUUCUAUUGCCUGUAUCUUCAGGAGAAUUCCUGUGCUCAGGCCACAGAAGUCAAAGAGGAACCAUCGGUCUGGCCAGGCAAGAAAACAACCAUCCAGCUGACACAUGAACAACAGCUGAUCCUAAGCCAUAAGAUGGAACCUCUCCAGGUGGUAAAAAUUAUGGCAUUUGCAGGUACUGGGAAGACCUCCACCCUGGUCAAGUAUGCUGAGAAGUGGUCUGAGAGCAGGUUUCUGUACGUGACCUUCAACAAGAGCAUCGCCAAGCAGGCCGAGCUCGUCUUCCCCAGCAAUGUCAUCUGCAAGACCUUCCACUCCAUGGCCUACGGGCACAUCGGGCGCAAGUACCAAUUGAAGAAGAAGUUGAAUCUCUUCAAGUUAACCCCCUUCAUGGUCAACUCUGUCCUCGCUGAAGGGAAGGGUGGCUUCAUAAGGGCCAAGCUAGUAUGUAAGACUCUGGAAAACUUCUUUGCCUCGGCUGACGACGAGCUGACGAUUGACCACGUGCCCAUCUGGUGUAAGAACAGCCAGGGACAGAGAGUCAUGGUCGAGCAGAGCGAGAAGCUGAACGGUGUCCUCGAAGCGAGCCGACUUUGGGACAACAUGCGGAAGCUGGGCGAGUGCAAGGAGGAGGCUUACCAUAUGACGCACGACGGUACGCACGCGCCCAGUCCUGAGCCCCGCCGUGGACCCGCCUCAUUCCGAUUUCUGACUCUUCUGCCCCUUCUUGUAGGCUACUUGAAACUCUGGCAGCUCAGCAAGCCUCUGCUGGCCUCUUUUGACGCCAUCUUUGUGGACGAGGCCCAGGACUGUACCCCAGAGCCCUUACUUUCCAUCUUCUUGGUCGCAGCGAUCAUGAACAUAGUUCUGUCUCAGCCAUGUGGGAAAAUCUUCGUGGGGGACCCACACCAACAGAUCUAUACCUUCCGAGGUGCAGUCAACGCUCUGUUCACAGUCCCUCACACGCACGUCUUCUAUCUCACACAGAGUUUUAGGUUUGGUGUGGAAAUUGCCUAUGUGGGAGCUACAAUCUUGGAUGUCUGCAAGCGAGUAAGAAAAAAGACUUUGGUUGGAGGCAACCAUCAGAGUGGCAUUCGAGGUGACACGAAGGGGCAGGUGGCCCUGCUGUCCCGGACCAACGCCAACGUGUUUGAUGAGGCCGUCCGGGUGACGGAAGGAGAAGUGCCUGCCCGGAUCCACCUGAUAGGGGGGAUUAAAUCAUUUGGAUUGGACAGAAUCAUUGAUAUUUGGACGCUUCUUCAGCCGGAGGAAGAACGGAAGAGACGAAACCUCGUCAUUAAAGACAGGUUCAUCAGAAGGUGGGUGCACAGAGAGGGCUUCAGUGGCUUCAAGCGGUAUGUGACUGCGGCCGAGGACAAGGAGCUGGAAGCCAAGAUUGCGGUCGUGGAGAAGUACAACAUCCGGAUUCCAGAGCUGGUGGAAAGGAUAGAGAGAUGCCACAUAGAGGACUUGGACUUUGCAGAGUACAUCUUGGGCACUGUGCACAAGGCCAAAGGCCUGGAGUUUGACACUGUGCAUGUCCUAGAUGAUUUCGUGAAAGUGCCUUGUGCUAGGCACAACCUCGCUCAGCUGCCCCACUUCAGAGUCGAGUCAUUUUCUGAGGACGAGUGGAAUUUACUGUAUGUAGCAGUAACUCGCGCCAGGAAGCGUCUCAUCAUGACCAGGUCACUGGAGAACAUCUUGACUUUGGCUGGGGAGUAUUUCUUGCAAGCAGAGCUGACAAGUAAUGUUUUGAAGACAGGCGUGGUCCGCUGCUGCGUGGGGCAGUGCAGCAACGCCAUCCCCAUGGACACCGUGCUCACCAUGCGGAAGCUACCCAUCACCUAUAGCAACAGGAAGGAAAACAAGGGUGGGUACCUGUGCCACUCAUGUGCAGAGCAGCGCAUUGGGCCGCUGGCCUUCCUGACUGCCUCCCCCGAGCAGGUGCGCGCCAUGGACCGCACCGUGGAGAACAUCGUGCUUCCCCGGCAUGAGGCCCUGCUCUUCCUUGUCUUCUGAGGUGCAGGGAGCUCUCUCCUCCGGCCGGGAUGCUGGGCAGACUCCUGCCUCCGUGGACGGCGGCAUGGGGGGCUCCCUCCCCGAGACCGGACUCACUCACAGAGCAUCUUCUGAGGAAGAUGAAGCCGACUGGAGCUGGACUUGCCGUGUCUCCACCCCUGGAGGUAGCCAGACCCCACUGCCCCUCCUCCACCCCAGCAGGCCGGGGAUGCAGGGGAUGGUCUUUUGAUAAAAAAAAGAAAAAAGAAAAAAAAAGAAAAAUUAUGUAUUUAAACUUUUAUUACAAGGUUUCGAUUAAACAGGCAUUGUAGCACUGGCGUUCCACUGUGUGACGGCCCCUGCCUUCAGCCCUGCUGUUUCUGGACUUUCUCCUUUUCUCCUCUUACUCUUUUCAAAGCUCUGUAACUGUUCACAGUGCACACCAAGCAGAGUAGGAGGUUUAUUGUCCAGGGUGACAACUAAUGCAUCAAAAAUGAGAUUUUUCAUGCUGUGGGGAAUCACACAUGUAUAAGACACAGGGUGCGCCUUUGUCAUCACGGGGUUCACAGCCUGAACAGGGAGGCAGCGUGACAUAUAACAAGACAAGUAGAAAGUGACACUAGCUAGACACCUUGUGUUCCCACAGGUAGAACGGAAGACCAGAAAUACCUGAGAGGGAGGCGGAGUAGGCCAGCCACGUUGUGGGGGAGACAGGAGCAGGUGGAGAUGGGCAGCUGGUACCUAGUUCACUGCCUGGGGAUGCUGGGUGGAUGUCGUAAUAAAGCUGUUCUUUAUAGAGACCAGUGGGAAAACCCACGUUGCUUAGCUGUACAUGGAUCUGGUUUUUUACAUUUUUGCCAUGCAGCACUUCAGGGAUGCAGAUGGCAGGUGAGGGCAUUGCCCAGAGAGUUCACCAGCUAGUGUCUGAGCCCAGUCAGCGGAGUGGAGAGCAGACUCCUAGCCUCGUUGCGGCCGCCCCUAACCUCUCCCACGUCAGGCCUCUAGUGGAGUUUAGCGAGCAGGCCGGUGAGUAAAGCAAGGGUGCUGUUGGAUCGGGCUGGGGUGCUUGGAAAGGGUGAGGGACACAUCUGCAUAUAGCAGAGAAUUCACAGAAUGGGCCCUGAAGACAGAGGUGGGACGGGGUGCUUUCAUCUGCUCCGCCGGCAUGCCUGGCCUCGCCUCGCCUCAUUUGGUGCUUUUGGUUAACUCAGAGCAAAACAGCACGUGAAAGGAAAUGGUUUGGAUUUGGAGGUCACAGUGCUCAGAGUCGUUCAGAAGAGGGGUUUGUGGGGGUGGGUGGCAAGAGGGGCCAUGAACACGUUUUCUGGAAAUCUGCUUUUACCAACCAGAGAGGAAGCAACUUAUUUAUUGGGGAGAAGUCAUGAAUUCUCUAGACCUUCUCAGAGCACCUGAUGUGGGGCAGGGCCCUGGUCGCGGGUGUCUGCAGUCAGCCGUGGUCCUGACUUGGAGAGGUGACAGUAAGAGGUGUGAUGCGUGUGGGGUGUUUGGAGGCAGGCCGCUCGGGUGUGGGGCAGAGGGCGUCCGGAGAGGGAGCCGCACUGCUGCUCUGGGGCGGGAGGGGUGUCUCUCUCAGAGGUGAGGUCGGAGGGCCACCAAAGCGGGUGGUGCUGGAGUUGUUUUUAAUAACAGGGUGAGUCGUUAGCUAUUAAAGAAGAAAAGAAUAUUCUAGAAAGAAGGAAAAACAUGAAGUGUUGGUGGUCA